AGUUGAAUGACGUCAACAACAAUCGACGGCUCUGCUCUUCAUUGUGUUUACUAGCCGUCCAAAAGUGGCUCAGUUGUGUAGUAACAAAUGAUUUUACAGCACUUUAUAACGCAAUGGACCUGUCGAUGAUUUAGCGGGGAGAUUCGGUGACUCUAAUAUCAGUAAACAUGAACAAGGGUUGGCUUGAGUUAGAAAGUGACCCGGGGUUGUUCACACUUUUGGUGGAGGACUUUGGUGUGAAGGGAGUUCAGGUGGAGGAGAUCUAUGACCUGCAGAGCAAAUGUCAAAGUCCUGUAUACGGCUUCAUCUUCCUCUUUAAAUGGAUCGAGGAGCGAAGAUCUCGGCGGAAAGUCUCCACACUGGUAGAUGAGACCUCCGUUAUCGAUGAUGACAUUGUUAACGACAUGUUUUUUGCUCAUCAAUUAAUACCAAACUCGUGUGCUACUCACGCCCUCUUAAGUGUGCUUCUAAACUGCAGUGGCGUUGAGUUGGGAACAACUCUGAGUCGCAUGAAGGCUUUCACUAAGGGCUUCAGUCCUGAGAGUAAAGGUUACGCCAUCGGAAACGCCCCCGAGCUUGCGAAAGCCCACAACAGCCAUGCAAGACCGGAGCCACGACACUUGCCGGAAAAACAGAACGGCAUCAGCGCCGUCCGGACGAUGGAGGCGUUUCACUUCGUUAGUUACGUGCCAAUUAAAGACCGACUGUUUGAGCUGGAUGGGCUGAAGGCGUACCCUAUUGACCAUGGGCCAUGGGGAGAGGACGAGGAAUGGACUGAUAAAGCUAGACGGGUCAUAAUGGAGCGAAUCGGGCUGGCGACUGCAGGAGAGCCCUACCAUGACAUCCGCUUCAAUCUCAUGGCGGUGGUUCCAGAUCGCAGGGUCAAAUACGAGUCCAGGCUUGAUGUCCUUAAACAGAACAGACAGAUCAUUCUAGAGGGGCUCAAGCAAGUUAGAGACAAAAAAGUGAUUCGGAUGUCCCAUCAAGAAUCAGGCCAAGACCGCAAGCAAGACUCCUCCUCCUCCGAGGACACAUCCCCUGUUGUGAAAAAGGAGGCAGGGCCAGGGACACCAAUACCUUUGGGUACUGAGCAGGCCCUGCCCAAAGAAACUCAGGAAAGUGCUGCCACUGUAUCGAGUCCAGCUGGAAAAGUCAAAGCCAUGGCUAAACCCUCUGCCCUGCCAACAGGAGGCGCUCCACCACCAGCCCCUCUACCCUUACCUAACCCCAACACCAUUGUUCAGCGUUUGCCAGCUUUCCUAGACAACCACAACUAUGCCAAGUCCCCCAUGCAGGAAGAGGAAGAUCUUGCUGCAGGUGUGGGUCGUACGCGUGUACCCAACCCUCCUCAGCCCCCUUAUUCUGAUGAUGAGGAUGACUAUGAUGAUGAAGAGGAAGAGUGUAGCACUACAGGAGCUUCCAGCAGGUUCCGCAGGAAGGCGGGUUUACGUGCACGUACUGUGGGCCGCAGUGGAGUGGCCGGGGUUACGGCCAUGGAUGGUCAGCUAGCACUCAGUGUUUUAGCAGAGAAACUCAAGAAAGAGGCCCAGAGGAAGGAUGCUAUGGCAACAGCAGGUUCCGCAUCUCUGAACGUACGCACCGAGGGUCGCACAGGCGGAAUCAGCAUCACCGCGGCCUGCCAGCCGUCACCCACACCCAGUAACGAGAGCACGGAUACAGCCUCUGAGAUCGGCAGCGCAUUCAACUCGCCGCUACGCUCGCCUGCACGAUCACAGGCCACUACGCGUCCAUCCAGCCCUGUGGCUUCCCACUUUGCGGGUCGCGUGCUGUUCGGGGAGGAGGAAGGGCUGCUUAGGUUAGACGCCCGACACAAUCGUGCUGUUCGGGACUUGGGGGUGCUAGUGAGCUUGACGUUGCUGCAACUGCAAGAGGAUGGAGUCAUGUACGCCAUGACGCCUACAGGUAAACAAACAUCCAAUGAGAAAAAAGUAGGCGGUGUGGAGAAAAAGGAGAAAGAAGAGGCUACUGGUCCAGGAGGAGGAGAACAGGAGGUGAAGGAAGGACCAUCAGUGGAUAUCAAACAGGAACACAUCAAAGAUGCAUUGGACGUCAAACCAGACAAAGAGAACCUGCCAUCCACAGAGUCUGAGAUCAACACCAAACCUGCUGGAGAGAAGUACACUCCCAAAGAGUUACUGGCCCUGCUGAAAUAUGUGGAAGCUGACAUCACCAACUAUGAAUUGUGUCUUAAAGAAGAAGUGGAGAAAAGGAAGAAGUACAAGAUCGAUGACCAGAGGAGGACUCAUAACUAUGACGAGUUUAUCUGCACCUUCAUAUCAAUGCUGGCACAAGAAGGUAUGUUAGCAAGUCUGGUUGAGCAGAACAUUUCCGUCCGUCGCCGACAGGGCGUGAGCAUUGGCCGCCUCCACAAACAACGCAAACCCGACCGGAGGAAACGCUCAAGGCCGUACAAAGCCAAGCGCCAAUGAAAACUCCAAAACAGCUUUCAACAGGAUCGACAGUGUGCCAACUAGUACUGUGGACACUGAACAACAAAAUCAGGCACUUAAGUCGAGAGGUUGUCCAGGGACAUUUCUGAAGACGAACUAAAUGACCAAACACCUCAUAAACAGUGUUAGCGUUAAUAUCAAACUGUUGCAAGCAAGAUUCCAGCUUUUCACUUCAGCGGUCAUUGUAUUCUCAUUUCAUGAAUCAUUACAUUGUACUAUAUCAAACAAAUAAAAAAACAGCAACAUUAGUGCUUUGAGUGCUGGGGCUGGACUGAUUCACUCUCGGAAUUCCAAAUAUUCCAAGGAAUCUUUGUAGCCAGACUUCCCAAUCGUCCAGUCUAUGUAAUAUCAAAGUUUUGCCAUUCCUGAUUCGCUCAACAUGCAAACAUUUUUGUGCUGUUUUCCACUUAAAAUAUCUAAACAUUCUUAAAACAACAAAUUUAUUUGAGAGGCAAAAUGACAAAAUAUAUUUUUUCUUGUUUUCAGAGAAAUCCAACGCAAUUUAGUUAAUAAUUUGCCAAUGGUGUCUGGAAAAAGAAACUUGAUUCAAAGGGAAAACAAAUAGAUUUUUCUUACCCUAUUGGCGCAUAGUUUUCUCUCGUUUUAAGCAUAAAACCCACCAAAUUUUGUUAGAUUUAUCUGAAAACAAGACUUGAUAUCUUGCGCUUCUUUUUAUUAAGGAAAUAUGUUUUAGGUAUCAUACUGGUGAUGUAUGAUGUUUCCAAAUGGGCCAAUCAGGAUGGGAUUCUCGAGGUGCGUUUGUGUUGUUCACAUUGAGAAUGCAUUUCUGGGAUCAGCUAUCAAUUCUCAUUAAAUAAUUUUGUUCAUAGAAAUAAGAAACAAAUGAAGAUCCUGGUCUUGUACUGUUACUUUUGGAUAUUUUAAGGCUUGAUUCAUGAGUUGGUUCAUGAAUGUGUGUAUGUAUCAUUUUAUACAAAUCGAACUCUUGUGCAAACUAUCAAUGUCGGAAAUACAGACUGAUCUUAGGAGGUUUGUUUUUGUUGGUAGAAUAUAGAUGAAUGGGUUUGUCUCAAGACAUGGUCUGUCAUUCUGUACAUAUGUAUUUGUGUAUCAUCUUAUGUCCAUACAGGGCUUUCAGAUUUCUAGACAUUGAAUAAAUGUUUCAAAUUACA
Messenger RNA from Myxocyprinus asiaticus (Chinese sucker), 3604 nucleotides. Its product is annotated as ubiquitin carboxyl-terminal hydrolase BAP1. The transcript is spliced from 17 exons. Gene Ontology annotation, molecular function: cysteine-type deubiquitinase activity. Gene Ontology annotation, biological process: ubiquitin-dependent protein catabolic process; protein deubiquitination. Lineage: Eukaryota; Metazoa; Chordata; Actinopteri; Cypriniformes; Catostomidae. Gene Ontology annotation, cellular component: cytoplasm. The coding region runs from base 168 to 2450 and encodes 760 amino acids. The record is from RefSeq and is a predicted model, not a curated record.